UGUUCAGUGAGUACGUGUGUGUGUGUUGUGGGAAGGGCUUUGAGUCGAGGUAAAGACGAGAGUCAGCAGUCGUCAGUGAAUCAGAGAGAAAAGAUGAAGUUCCUUCUCAGCAGUCUGCUGCUCGCCUCUUUCUGCACCCUCUCUUCAUAUAGUAAGUAAAGCUGUCUCAACUUGAUAUCAAAUUUGUUUUAUUAUUCAGAUUUAUGAUGUUAUUGUUUAAUUUAGCUGCUUCAGUCUUGGUCCAAAAACAGGAAAAUAUACGGAAGCUGAGAGGGGCCACACUAGUCAGUUAUACUGAUAUCUAAAAAGCACUUUAUCAUGAUGUGAGCUUUAAAGAGAGAGUGUAAACCUGGUGAUAACACACCAACACAAACAUUCCCAACAUCUGAUAGAUUAAACCAAACUUUGUUAUUUUGCUACGGACAAAAAAGCCAUAUCAUUAUAUUUGCAUGUGCGGUGGAAUCAGUUGGAAAUUGUACAGAGGCCAAAAAUACUCGCAAUUGUUUUACACCCUGUCACUUCAAUUAUUUUGACAUUUAAGGGGAAACUCUGCUGUUAGGUUUGCAGUUUUUUAAAUUACAGUUUUGGUUCAAAUUCUGGAUGAUGUUUAUUUUUGAGAAGGAAAAGUGGCUCGAACUGAAAAUGUAUGGAAGCUCUUAAGUGAUAUCCUGCGAGCGCCCAAAGUGCUGCCAAGUUUCUGUCCUUUUCUGUUGACAUGUUUGCAAAUAUGUCACUUUAUUGAACCUUAAAUUACCAUGGAAGUGUGCGAUAACCCACUGGUUAUAUGCUCACGUCAAUAUUUGUACAUUAUCCUAUACAAUAAAACUAAAUAAAGUCAAUGUUUCAAUCACUCUGUCCAAUUAUGCAGGCUUUUAGAAAAUCAGAAACAUGAUGGAGAAUUAUGGUCACGUUCACGAUUUGGGGGUUAAGUUCCUAACUUUCUGAGAGUAGCAUCAUAAGAGAAAAAAAAUCAUAGUUUUUAAGAAAGAACUUGUAGUGAACUUGUAAAGUUAAAAUGAAAAAUAAAUGAUUUAAUACCUGACUAUGUUUAACUGAGGGAGCAAACCCAGUUACGGAUCCUCCUGAUGAGACAUUGGAGCGUUCUGAAAGGUUGAUUACAGGUCAUUACAUGAACCAGAAAUUUGUUAUUGAUUUAAAUUAAAAUGCCCUUGCAAAAUUCUCCUUCAAAAAGGCACUCUGACAGAUCAUUUUUUAAGUAAACACAAACAAAUUAUUUCAAUAUCUUGAGUAAGUUAUGAAUUGAUACUUUAUUAUCACAAAUACAAUCAUGUGGUGAACACGCUGAUGAGUAAAACCAUUUAAAAAAGAUUCUAUCACUGGAUAAAUUACUCUGUUGUCUUAAAAGAUUAUCCUGUUUUUUUUAGAAAUUUGAUGAAUUAACAAUUAUUUGAUUUUCUCAGGAAAUCAGCCCCAAUUGAACAUCAGUUUCUCCUCAUAUUUUACCCGGUGAUUUGAUUAAAAAGAGGCCUUUUAGACCCCCCUUGAUGAAAACUCUCUUCAGAGAUUUAUUUACUUAUUUUGGUUUACAUAUGCCGGUACUUUGUUCAUCUCUUAGAGGAAUUUGACUGACACGCACUAAAACGUGGACAAACAGGAUCUCACCAACAUGCACUGAUGGAGGAUGCUCUUAAACAGAAUAAUUUACCUUUGGGUUUUUCAAGGUAACACAGUUUAAUGCAAAUGCAACCAAGACAUUUGUAAAAUUGUUUGUCUAUCAUUCACCCCUGAAUUCAAUUUUUGUACGUGCCAUUAUGUAGUUCCCGUCAGAUAUACAGUACGUAGCACCAAAAUGCCUCACUUUUGACACAACAUACAAUUCAAAGUCUGAAAUAACUGAAAAUACUCAACACAGGUUAAUGGCUGCAUCUGUCUUUCAUAGGUGUUUCACCCGGGCUCCUUGCUGUGAUCCAGACUCCUCAUGUCUCCGUCAUCGAGGGUGACAGAGUGAACAUCACCUGCUGCUGGACAGGGGAGUUUGAAAGAGUGUCGGUGAACUGGCUGAAAAAUAGGACCGAUAUUAAGAGGGACAUCAUCUACCAAGGGAAUAACUCCCGCUGCUCUUACUUGGUCUUUCCAAACAUCACAAAAGCCCACCUAGGAAGAUACAUCUGCCAGUUGUCUGUGGACAUACCACAUUAUUACAAGACUGAAGGAAAUGGGACUGUGAUCACUGUUGAAGACAGAGAAAACACUGACGACAACUCAACAGAGGGUACGUGGAAAAACAAUGGAGGGAAGGUUUGAAUAAUAACCUUGAUUUUUAAUUUUAUAUAAUUUGUAUCUAAAUUUGUUUUCAGAUACACAACCUGGAGACACGAACGGCAGUCCUCCACCAUCAGCUGUGAUCAUUUCUCUUGGUGUGGUGGCCCCAGUGCUCCUCAUCAGUCUCCUCUGUUUCUGCUUUCUAAAAAGGAAACAAGGUACACAAGAAAAAAAAAAAUCUGAAUACACACCCUGCAAGUUUGGCAUUACUUUAUCUGCUGCGCAUAAUCUAGAAUCAGAUCUCAGUUUUUGUCGCUGCAGCAAACCAGACUGCCAACAAGACAACAAAAAGCUUCAACAGACACCAGAGUCACUCUUGUGAGCUCAGUUAAAAAACAGUUUAACAAAAUAUUUACAGUAGGUGUACCAGGGGAGCAGUACAGCUGUGUGCGUUUGUGCAAGACGACAGUGAGUGCAAAAGUCUGAUUGUAUUGAACUUAGAUGCAGUUUGCAAAGUCUCAUCUGAACUUGGUGAGUGAACCUCUCCUGUCCUUAUUUAUAAGAGUGACAGAAAUGUAGAUAGAAACAGGCGAUCAGGGUCAAAACAGUGACAUUGCCCUGAGUUUCACUGCGUCACUUGUUGAGAGUACAGUGUUAAUGAUGCAAACUGGUUGAUGCUGUUGCAUGUGGUUAUGACGCAAACUCAGUGUUACAAAAUAUUUCAACAAAACAUGCCAAAUAAAAGGACCAGUUCCUCGGCUUAACAAGAAAACUCUUCACUUUGCUGUUUGUUGUAUUAUGGGAGUUAACUCACCACAAUGCCAAUCUCCUUUCAUGUACCCUCCUUGUACCCACUUUUUGUUUCAUGUUUACACAGGAAACAUGUCACCUAGUGUGACCACGUGUCCGCAAAGACAUGAAAAAGUGUGAAAAAUGUCAUUUGUUAACCAAGAAUGGAACCCUGUGACACAUCUUUGGGGGGAGGGGAUUCAUAACCUGCCACAUUAAUUGUUAUUAGAAUAGAAAGAGCAUUACCAAAUCACCAAAACGUUUCAUGGUAUUAAUGUAAUAUUUUUGGAUUGAGGUUUUUACACUUCUAUUAUAACCGGACCAAACAAGAACUUUCGUGACAUCUUUCAAACUCGAUUUUGACAAAGAAACCACAGGUGAGGUUACGCAACAACAACAAAAAAAAACUAUGUUCAUGAGUCAUCUGGACAUUUUUAUAGAUUUACCUGUUGCCAAGAGGUUAACACUAAAAACACUUCAAUACGAAGCUUAUAUUUCUGCUCACAGUUUCUUUAACAACCUUAAUUUCUUUAACUGUUUGUAUGUGUUUGGUCCAUGUGUCCAGCCAAAGCUCUCAGAGUCAUCUACGAGGUCCCCCACAUCGACUCCGAGGUGGCAGAAAUGGACAAACACAGCACCACUUCCUCCACCGGCUCGUCUCAGUGGGUGAGUCUAUCUGAGUUUUAUCAACCUUUUAAAAGUGAAGUGGCAAGAAAUUAAAUAAAGUUCAACUGACCAUCAAAAACUUUCCACAUUUUUUCCACCACAGCUUCUAUAUCAGAGGUUAACUCAGAAUGUGUGGUGAAAGACAUGGUGGGUGACCUGGUGUGACCUGCCACAUUCAUUUUUCUCAGAAUAGAAUGAGAAUUACCAAAUUACUCAAACAUUUCAAGUUAUUAAUGUAAUAUUUUUGGAUUGAGGUUUUUACACUUCUAUAAUAACCCGAUCAAAUGAGAACUUUUGUGACAUCUUUCAAACUCAAUGUUGACAAAGAAACCACAGGUGAGGUUACGCAACAACAAAAAAUACCUUCUAUGUUCAUGAGUCAAGAGCCAUUUUUCUUGUCAGUGUUUAGAAACAAUGGCUAUAGCUUAAAGAGCGUAUCCACUUAACCAGUUUGAGGAUGUUGUUUUCAAUCUAAUACACACACACACAAAAAAAAAAGAAAGCCAAUGUCAUGUCUUUUCCUUUUUACACCUGAAGUCUGAAAUUUGUUAUCAUGCUGAAAAGCAGAAUCGAAAAACUUGUGCUACAGAGUUAUGUCUGUUUUCAAUGCAGUGGAGUCUGGGGGCCAUCUAGUACAAACUUACCUCAUUAUUCUGAAAUCGUUGAACUAUUUGCUCACGCAGUCUCUCACAUAGUGCUGAAUCUCCUCUAAAUUUCACUUCUAGGAGACUCAGCCUCUCUGGACAGCCCUUUUUAUACCCAGUCACGUUACUAACUUGCCGCAAACUACACUAAUUAGUUGACGAUUAAUUUGCAAAACUCAUUGUUCUGUGUUUGUUGUCCCUGUCCAAUUUUUUUUAAAAACCUGUUGUUUGGGUUAGAUCAAAAAAUGAACUUUAAAAAAAAUCUAACAAUACACAUUUAAAGUUUCUAUAUUAAUAUGAUGUCUCUGCCACAGAAGGGGUCAUGUGAAAUGAGGAAGAAACACAUUAAAUCAAAAUGUAGCAGACAUAUUCAGCCUUGCGUCUCUUACACAACAUCCAGUUGAUGAAAUUCUUCCUUUGCCUAAUGGGGAACUUUUUCAUAAACUGUGUUAGAUUAAAAUGAUCCAAAAAGUCAUAAUCAGAAACGUUUUAAAACAACAACAUAUAACUGUUUGUAUUAUUAUAUGCCAUGUGAUGCAUAUCUACAAACUGAGUUUUCAGAGUUCUGAAUGAAUUGUGUCAGAAACACUGAAAAUAUUAGUUUAAUUUUGGAGGGAUGAAAUAUCUGACUGUUGUACUGGAUCAAACUUAGGCCUGCAGGUGUUCAGGUCUAUUCUGGUUUAACAAGCUUAGACCUGAGGAGCUGUAUUAAAAAGAAAACUUACCAUAUUGUGACAUAAUUGUGAAAUAACUGACAUCCUGUCUGACUAAUUGUGCCUGCUGCUCACGCCUACUCAGUUUUAUCUGCAGCACAUUAGUAAAGGUCAUCUUUGAGCACAUAUUUAAGAUUAAGCCUUUAAUCCAAGCAUCUUGAUUUAGGGCUUAUGUGCAUUUACUCUGUAUUAUGCUUGUAAUGACGAUGUUUAUGUCUGUCUUUUUCAGUGCCAAGUGCCGGUGUAUGAAUCCUUCGACUACUUUGAGCGUGUGCAGAACAGAGACAAAUGUUGAGGCUCAAGUAUCUUGUCUUCCCUGCUUUAAACAUGUAUAUAAUGUAAAAUAGAUGAUUUCCCUUCACAUGAACCAUGUAAAAAUGUGUAAGACUGUGCAUAGUUUAUAGUUUAUAUAUUAAAACUGAGUCAAUUAAAUCUGUGCUCCAAGUUCAUGUCAUUGAAAACAUUUUGAGAUUUUUCUACGUAGAAAUAAAGGCUCUCUGAUUUUCA
Xyrichtys novacula (pearly razorfish) is the source of this 5542-nucleotide messenger RNA. NCBI's taxonomy places the organism in Eukaryota, Metazoa, Chordata, Actinopteri, Labriformes, Labridae. The record is from the annotation of a GenBank genome assembly.